Molecule: messenger RNA, 3347 nt
Organism: Paramisgurnus dabryanus
Lineage: Eukaryota; Metazoa; Chordata; Actinopteri; Cypriniformes; Cobitidae
Gene: lonp1
Product: lon peptidase 1, mitochondrial
Biological process (GO): chaperone-mediated protein complex assembly; mitochondrion organization; protein quality control for misfolded or incompletely synthesized proteins
Cellular component (GO): mitochondrial matrix
Molecular function (GO): single-stranded DNA binding; ATP binding; ATP-dependent peptidase activity
Source: RefSeq, a predicted model, not a curated record
UGUUCCUCCGAGAGAACACUCCAGAUCAGACAUGGCGGCGUACAUGAGAAUGUGGAGAUCAUGCAGAAACACCAGCACUUUGUCUGCAGCGGGUCCCGGUGUGAUCAGAGCCGGAAUAAACGCGUUAUUCUCGCGGGAUCCGCCCGGCAGGAGCGCCUUCACCCACAUUCAGCGCUCAUACUCAUAUAUUACCAGCAGGAAUUCAGCAUUAUGCAACAGCAGGAUUACAGCAUCCAUAACGACUGACAGGUGGACCAGGGUCACCGGCGGUCUGGUCGGGUCCGGGUCACCCAUCGGUGUCUGUCAGAGGAGGUUUGCGCUCGGGAAUAGGGACAGUGGGUUUUCUGGAGAGGAUGGUGCUGAGAACAGCAGUGGAUCUGCUGGAGAUGAGUCUGGAGGAGAUGAAGGUCCUUAUACUCCUCCUCAGAUGACAGCUCUCACCCCUAUGAUAGUGCCUGAGGUUUUUCCCAAUGUUCCUCUCAUUGCUGUCAACAGGAACCCUGUGUUUCCCAGAUUCAUUAAAAUUAUUGAGGUCAAAAACAAGCAACUUGUGGACCUGUUAAGGAGAAAAGUACGUCUUGCUCAGCCCUAUGCUGGUGUAUUUCUGAAGAAAGAUGACAAUAAUGAAUCAGACGUUGUGGAGAAUCUGGAUGGAGUGUACCACACCGGAACGUUUGUGCAGAUCCACGAGAUGCAAGAUCUCGGUGAUAAACUUCGCAUGAUUGUGAUGGGACACAGAAGAAUUCGUAUCAACAAGCAAUUGGAUGUGGACCCGGAUGAGCCCGUGUCCCUGGAGGCCAACGGUGAAGAACACCCGAAAGCUCUCCGAAGGAAACCGAAGAGAUCUCGUAAAGAUUCGCCGUCUUUGGCCGAGGUUAUGCAGGAGAAAGUGCAGGAGACCGAGUUUGUGGUGGAGGCCCUGCCUCUGCCCGGCGUCCUAAUGGUGGAGGUGGACAAUGUGGUCCACGAAGACUUCCAGGUCACAGAAGAGGUCAAGGCCCUGACUGCUGAGAUUGUCAAGACUAUCCGUGAUAUUAUUGCCCUGAAUCCUCUGUACAGAGAAUCUGUGCUUCAGAUGAUGCAGGCGGGUCAGAGGGUCGUCGAUAACCCCAUUUACCUGAGUGACAUGGGAGCAGCUCUCACAGGUGCCGAAUCCCACGAGCUGCAGGACGUUCUGGAGGAAACCAACAUUCCCAAACGAUUAUACAAAGCCCUUUCUUUGCUGAAGAAGGAAUAUGAGUUGAGUAAACUCCAGCAGCGUCUUGGCAGAGAGGUGGAGGAGAAGAUCAAGCAGACCCACAGAAAGUACCUGCUGCAGGAGCAGCUGAAGAUCAUCAAGAAGGAGCUCGGGCUGGAGAAAGAAGACAAAGACGCCAUCGAAGAGAAGUUCAGAGAGAGGUUAAAGGAUCGAACCGUUCCUCAACACAUCAUGGACGUUAUCAACGAGGAGCUGAACAAACUCUCACUGCUGGAUAAUCAUUCCUCGGAGUUCAAUGUUACACGUAACUACUUAGACUGGCUGACCUCCAUGCCAUGGGGAACCAACAGCGUGGAAAACCUGGACUUGAGUCGGGCCAAAGAAGUGUUGGAAGAGGACCACUACGGAAUGGAUGACGUUAAAAAACGCAUUUUGGAGUUUAUAGCCGUGAGUCAGCUGAAAGGGAGCACACAGGGAAAAAUCUUGUGUUUCUACGGACCUCCGGGCGUCGGCAAGACCAGCAUCGCCCGCUCCAUUGCCAGAGCUCUUAACCGUGAAUACUUCCGCUUCAGUGUGGGCGGCAUGACUGAUGUGGCCGAAAUUAAAGGCCACAGGAGGACAUAUGUCGGUGCGAUGCCAGGAAAGAUCAUUCAGUGUCUCAAGAAAACAAAGACGGAAAACCCAUUGGUCCUCAUCGACGAGGUUGACAAGAUAGGUCGAGGUUAUCAGGGUGACCCAUCAUCCGCCCUACUCGAGCUUUUAGAUCCCGAACAGAACGCUAACUUUCUAGAUCACUACCUGGAUGUUCCUGUUGACUUGUCGAAGGUGCUUUUCAUUUGUACUGCCAACAUUCUCGACACCAUUCCCGAACCUUUGAGAGACCGAAUGGAGAUGAUCAACAUAUCUGGCUACGUCGCUCAGGAGAAACUGGCCAUUGCAGAGAGAUACUUAGUGCCCCAGUUGCGUUCUUUAUGCGGUUUGGACGAACAGAAGGCUAACAUCACACCUGACGCUUUGAGCGUCCUCAUCCGACAGUACUGCAGGGAAAGCGGCGUCAGAAACCUUCAGAAGCAAGUCGAAAAAGUGUUCAGAAAAGUGGCGUUCCGCAUCGUCAGCAGCGAGGAAACGGCGGUGAACGUCACCUCUGACAACCUUCAGGAUUACGUUGGAAAGCCUAUCUUCACUGUGGACCGGAUGUACGACGUCACUCCGCCAGGAGUCAUCAUGGGCCUGGCGUGGACAGCCAUGGGUGGGUCUACUCUGUUCAUUGAGACGUCUUUGCGGCGCCCAAAAGAACCUCCGGGGAAAGACGGACCCAAAGACGGGUCACUGGAGGUUACGGGUCAGCUGGGUGAUGUCAUGAAGGAAAGCGCCAAAAUUGCCUAUACGUUUGCCCGAUCGUUUCUCAUGAAGGAACAACCGGACAAUGACUUCCUCAUGGGAUCUCACAUACAUCUCCACGUUCCUGAGGGUGCAACUCCUAAAGACGGACCAAGCGCAGGGUGCACCAUUGUCACGGCCCUCCUGUCCUUAGCCACCGACACGCCAGCGCGUCAGAACGUGGCCAUGACGGGAGAAUUGUCCCUGACCGGAAAAAUCUUGCCUGUUGGAGGGAUCAAGGAAAAAACUAUUGCAGCCAAGAGAGCAGGUGUGACGUGCAUCAUCCUGCCCGCAGAAAACAGGAAGGACUUCUCGGACCUUGCCGAAUACAUCACAGAGGGUCUCGAAGUGCAUUUUGUGGAACAUUACAGUGAAAUCUAUAAAAUCGUUUUCUCUGGACAGUAAAGAAUAGUGCUGCUUUGAUUUGAUACUUUGCUAUAACACUUUUCAGUGAAAGAGUCCACCAUGUAAGGAAACACAGAACCAGAUCCCAAAUAUGGUUCUCUCCAUUGUGUUUAUCCAACAAAAGAACCAUGUUAAAUGUUUAUGACAUGUUGCCUCUUUUUAUGUGGGACAUAGAUCAGAAAGUUGAAAUAUUUAUGGAUGGCAGCCGUACCCUAUACAUCCCAAACCACGAGACUUUAGGAUCAUGCUAUAGCUGCUACGCAGCCAACUUCAGAUUAUUUUAUAGUAUCGUAUUCAAUAGUGAUAGAAAUGAAAUUCACAUCUUGAACAUUUGUCAUCUUUGUAAAUAACUUAUAUGAAUAUU